UCGAAGCGCUGAAUGAAAAGUGUCUCGGCGGAAGCGGCUCCCCACAGGCCCCUCCUGGCGGAGGGCUGGGAGCGAGCGAGUUACCCGCACGUGUGCGGCGCUGAUCCCGCCGUCUCCGCUGCCUUGCCCCGGGUGCGGCCGGCGUUCGCCCCCGCUCAGGAGCGCCUUUCGGCGGCAUUAAUCCGGAGCAGUAAUCGGGCGCUUCGUGGAACACUCUCCGGGGGCAGAUAAUCCCGGGCCAAGCUGUGCCGAGAGGAGAUUGCCUCGCCCGGGGGCUGGAUCAGCCGGCUGCCGCGGAUCAGCGGGGUCAGGUCUGGGCAGGCGAGUCUCCCAGCCAUGAGGGGCUGCUGGGGGAGCAGCGAGUUCCCUCCCGCUAAGCGGCUUAGCCCCCGGCAGAUGUUGUCAGGCUCCCAGCCAGCUCCGAUCAUUGGCGGAGGGAGAGGCCGAGAGGGUCGGGAAACACCUCUAGCUCGGGGGGAAGAGAAGGGGGCUUGCACUGGUGCCUGGCACCCUCCGCCUUGCACUAUGCGGGGGGAGUGAAGAGUUGCACGGCGGCGUCUCGCCUCAGCAGGGGAGCUCCGGUCCCCGGCGGAGGGGAGCUUGGCAGCUGGAGUGGAGGGAGUUUGUCUCCGAUCGCCGCCUCCUCCCCUCUGCUGCUCUUGCUGCCAGGCUGGGUCAGCGCUUGCCGGUGGUAGGGGGAGAUGGCGAAAAUCAGGGUGUCUUACGAGUACACAGAAGCCGAAGACAAAAGCAUCCGGCUCGGCUUGUUCCUGAUCGUCUCCGGCAUCGUGUCGCUCUUCAUCCUGGGUUUCUGCUGGCUCAACCCCGCUUUGCAAGAUUUGCAAGGCAAAGCUGCCAACUGCACGGUGCUCUCGGUGCAACAGAUCGGGGAGCUGUUUGAAUGCACGUUCACGUGUGGCACGGAUUGCAAGGGCACCUCGCUGUACCCCUGCCUCCAGAUCUACGUCAACAACUCGGAGUCCAACUCCAGGGCGCUGCUGCACCAGGACCAGCACCAGCUCAUCACCAACCCUAAGUGUUCAUACAUCCCUCCCUGUGAAAGAGAAAAUCAGAAGAAUUCUGAAAUUGUCACACACUGGCAGGAAUACUGGAAAGUGGAAGUGGGUUCACAGCCAUUUACAUGUUAUUUUAAUGAGCAUCUAAGACCAGAUGAUGUGCUGCUUAGGCGUACCCACGAUGAGAUGGUCCUCUUGCAUUGCUUUCUCUGGCCUCUGGUUACUUUCCUAGUAGGAGUCCUAAUUGUGAUCCUGACAAUCUGUGCAAAGAGCUUGGCCGUCAAAGCAGAGGCAAUAAAAAAGAGGAAACACUCAUAAAUGGAAAAGUCGCUGAAGGAAAAGGAAAAAGUUGUAAGAAAGUCAAAAGUGACAAAUUCAAGAUACCUGCACCUCCAGUGCACCCAGACAUGCCCGUUGCCAAGGUCUUGUCAGGCUUUGGUGUUGCUGAUGCCUGAGGAUUAUUCUUGGGGGACAGCUUUAUGAAACGUCAACUAAUUGCUUCUUCUGCUAUGACAGUAAACAAGAAUAUUCCACCAAAAGAUUCUAAACUGCACCAAAUAUGCUAUACUGUAUUAGACUUAACUUGAACAAUGGCUAAUUUAUCCAGGUCUUAGAUGUACUGAGGGACGAGAUCAGAAAACCCGAAAGGUGGUGAAUUUCAUCUUUGCAAAACAAUCUUUGUUGUUAGUAUUUGGUAUUAAAUAUUUAAAAUAUUAUUUACUUUAUCAUAGACCGUAUUUCUGAAAUAAUAAAGGUUGGUGGUUUUGGUUUUUACCUUUGUUCAAUUCAGUUUUUUUUAAUUUAAAGUUCUAAAGUAACAUAUUCCACUGAUUUUAUUUUUCUUCACUGUACUGGAGAGUUUCAUUUGGAAAUUAACAUUUUAAUUUGGGUCUAGACAAAAUUCUUCAUUCAUCCUCGGUUUAUCUUGCAAAAUAUUAAGAUCCCUGAGGAUUUUUAAUCUUGUAACUGGAAAACAAAUACUGAUUUGUAUUUGAAAGAGGAAAACAAUGCUGGGAAUAAUCCUAUUGACUCAAUAGCAUUCAGUCCUUAGCAGUUCUAUACUAUUCUGUGAGUUAUCGUGUUAGCGUUAUCAGCUUCACAAAAUGGUGAUAUAAACCACACAUACGGCGUUUUGUAGUAGAGAUCCCACUAAGAUGCUGCGUGACACUUCUAAUCACAUACUUAAAUUAGAAAGUUCUAUGAGUCACUUUACAUCACUUUGUUCAAGUGAUGGUUAAAAGAAUAAGAUCUCAACUUUUUACAGUCCCUUAGUGCAUGUAACUAAACUACCAUUGUCACAGUCACUCCAUUGCUGUGUACAGCGUGAACAGUCUCAGCAAAAGGAUGUUUUUCAACAUCAAAAAUAAGAUGUACUAGUAAUUGAAUAACUCAAAAUCUACGUUCUGUAUCUUACCCUGCCAUUUCCAACAUUCAGCAUCGGAAACCUGAGGGAUAUUUAUCCUAGUCAGGUUAGAGAAUAAACGUAGGAGGCACAUUUUAGUUCAAUGCAAAGCUGUCUCUACUUUUGUCACAAGUCUUACUAAUGAGAUUCCACUUUUCAGUAUGUUUCUGGUGUACAUCAUAUCAUGAUAUAGUAGAUUUUUAGCCUUUAUUAAGAAGUCUGGAACUCUAAACCUGCUUUCUAUUUUUUAAUCUCUGCCAUUCUUAGUGUUGAUUUAAAAAAAGAUCUAAUUGGUUGCUUCUGGGCUCAUUUGACAAUUAUCUGUAGAAAUGUUUCCACAAGAAAAAGCAAAUGACUUUAAACCCUAGGAAAUGUUUUGUUGUCAUAAGGUGAUUUCCAUUGUCUAUUAUCCUUUCAGUGGUUAUUGUAUAGAUAAUAAUCAAAUAUUCAAAUGCUUUAAUAGCUUUUUAUUUUGGAAAUUAGCAUACAAUGGGGACAGCAUGGGGUAGGACCUAGGGCUAUAAAUUAGGCCAGCAGUCUGUUCCUAGUUAUGCCACUCCCCUGGUGUUUGACCUCUAGGAUGUCACUUAAUCUUUCUGUGUCUCAAUUUCCUCAUCUGUCAAAUAGGGAUAAUGUUACACUUCUCAAUAAAGUGCUUUGAAAGCUA
This is a messenger RNA of Gopherus flavomarginatus (Mexican gopher tortoise), 3085 nucleotides long. It is a transcript of the gene KCNMB4, whose product is annotated as potassium calcium-activated channel subfamily M regulatory beta subunit 4. The record is from RefSeq and is a predicted model, not a curated record. Gene Ontology annotation, biological process: detection of calcium ion; potassium ion transport. Lineage: Eukaryota; Metazoa; Chordata; Testudines; Testudinidae. Gene Ontology annotation, molecular function: potassium channel regulator activity; calcium-activated potassium channel activity. The transcript is spliced from 3 exons. Bases 702 to 1334 code for a protein of 210 amino acids. Gene Ontology annotation, cellular component: membrane; voltage-gated potassium channel complex.